Messenger RNA from Didymodactylos carnosus, 744 nucleotides. Lineage: Eukaryota; Metazoa; Rotifera; Eurotatoria; Philodinida; Philodinidae. The record is from the annotation of a GenBank genome assembly.
AUGUCCACCGCCACAUCAUCGAAAACUAAAUCGUUGGUUAUUAUUACCGGUGCCAGUUCUGGAAUAGGUGAAGCUGUAGCUCGAGCAUUUUCGGAUGUCGGCCAUCCAUUGUUGCUACUUGCACGACGUCUUGAUCGUUUGGAAGCAUUAAAUUUACCAAAUACAAUGUGCGCAAAGGUAGAUGUUACCGAUCGAGACCUGCUAAAAUUGGCAAUUGAUAAGGCUGUAAAGAAAUAUGGAGCCGUUGAUUGCCUUGUCAAUAAUGCUGGAGUUAUGCUUUUGGGUCAGGGCGAUACUCAGGAUCCAAAAGAAUGGGAACAAAUGAUUCAAGUAAAUGUAAUCGGCGUUCUGAAUGGAAUCCAUGCGGUGUUACCAUCGAUGAAAGAACGGAAACAUGGCACGAUCAUUAAUAUUAGUUCCGUUGCGGGACGAAAAACAUAUCCCAACCAUGCGGUUUACUGUGGAACCAAAUUUGGUGUUCAUGCCAUAACGGAUCAGAUCCGGGAAGAAGUGGCACCUUUCGAUGUUCGUCUCAUCACAAUCGCACCAGGUGUUGUUGAAACAGAAUUAUUGGAUCAUACAACAUCAGAUGAGAUCAAGAACGAUUACAAAGAAAGAAAGAAAAGCAUGAGAAAAGUUCUCGAGCCCGAAGACGUUGCUCGGUCUAUUCUGUUUGCUUACCAACAACCACAAUCAGUUUGCAUUCGAGAAAUUGUUCUCUGUCCAACGGGACAGGACAAAUAA